ACUGAAAGCCACCAUCAAAACAGAGCAAAGCGUCAAGAACCAUGCUGUUCAUGUGGAAUUGGUCCAGCAGGACCAGCAGGACCCCCUGGCCCGGAUGGUGAACCAGGUAUGGAUGGGCGUCCUGGUAGGCCUGGCUCUCCGGGAAUGGAUGCUCCUGACCAUCUAGCCGUACCUAAGCCCAGCGAUUUCUGCUAUGAAUGUCAGCCAUCACCUCCGGGCCCACCUGGCAUGGCUGGUCCUAUGGGUCCCAUGGGUCCACCUGGACCACCUGGAGAGAUUGGUCCGCCGGGUUCUCAGGGACCUCGUGGAAAUCCAGGUCCUGCAGGACCACCUGGAAAAGAUGGAGAACCUGGUGAGCGAGGACCACCUGGAAUUGCGGGAAAUAUUCGAACACUACCAUCCCCAAUCGGACCUCCUGGUGAACAAGGAGAGAUGGGACCUCCUGGCCCUCCCGGACCAGAAGGUCCUCCCGGACGUGAUGGACAUCCUGGCGCGGCUGGACCCCAAGGCGACAAUGGCCCCGACGGAGCAAAUGGAAAAGAUGGUGAAAACGGUGCUCCGGGUGCUCCUGGCAAGGACGGUAGCAAAGGAUCAUGUGAUCAUUGUCCGGUACCUCGUACCCCUCCUGGUUACUAA
Molecule: messenger RNA, 636 nt
Organism: Strongylus vulgaris
Lineage: Eukaryota; Metazoa; Nematoda; Chromadorea; Rhabditida; Strongylidae
Source: the annotation of a GenBank genome assembly